This is a messenger RNA of Blastomyces gilchristii SLH14081, 4529 nucleotides long. RefSeq lists its product as uncharacterized. The transcript has a single exon. The record is from RefSeq and is a predicted model, not a curated record. NCBI's taxonomy places the organism in Eukaryota, Fungi, Ascomycota, Eurotiomycetes, Onygenales, Ajellomycetaceae. Bases 749 to 4120 code for a protein of 1123 amino acids.
GAGGAUUCGCUGUUGUCUACGCUGGGUAAUACAACUGGACCGACCGGACUGGUUAUGAUUCUUCUUCGUCUUCUCCCGCUGUGUCCGCCUCUGGUUUCCACAAUAUGAACGCUGCGAGCGAAGAGGGAACUUAAACACAAACUUCUCCAUAGAGUUAGCUAUCCAAUAACUGACUACUCCGUACUCUGUACCCAGCGACGGAUUACCUAGGUAUAGUACGGAGUAUAAUACAUGUACAGGUACUUUCUCUCAGCUGGAAAACGGCUUCUGGCGCUGGGGGAUAAUACUGGUGGUGUCUGUCACCGUACCAACCGGCUUCCUCACGACUCUGGAGUUAUGAUAGAUAGAUAAUAUACCCGUGUUGCAUGCAUGUGCGACUGUCCUGGUCUAUUUUCUUCCUGUGAUUCCAUCUCUUUCUGCUACUUCUCCUCGUCCAAGUUCCAGUUCCUCCGCCAUCGUUUGUCGCCCUUCUGCUCACGAGACCAACCUUUCUGCCAACUUGGAACUCCAACCAACUCCAACUCUAACGUCGCUCCAACUUUCCCACCCUUCAGUUCAUCUACCUUUUCCCUUUUCCUCUCUCUCUCUACCUUGGUGCCUCCUGCUCGUCUGGCUCCGGAUUCGAUGAAUACGCCUCCGUUCGCUCGCUGAUUGCAUCCGCGCAUCCGUUUUAUUGUUCACUGGUUUCUCUGUAUGGGCUUCGCCGCCUCCGCCUUAUUUCGCAAUUACCGUCGCCGCCGCAUUCAUCAUGGAGUACAACGCCCUCUCCCAGUCCGACGACAAUGAUGAAGUGGCCUCCAAUGCCUCCGCUUCAGAUAGAUCAGAGUCUUCUCCCCAGCCAAACCGCCGCCGCGCCUUUCAGAAGCUCACUCUCAACAUGGACAAUCUGGGGGGCCCAAAGUAUAUGAAUGCGGCCAGAAUAGGCGAUCAGCCCAGUCCAUCGCUAGGCUCGGUUAUGAGAUCGUUAGGGCCCGCCUCAACCAGUAGCUAUGACCUUCUAGAAGAUGAUGACUACGACACCCCCUCAGCAAACCACGGAGAGCCAGGAUAUAGCUUUGUCAGAGCAAAUCAUAAGAACGAGAUUAAUGAUUCACAGCCUUCUUCCUCCUCUCACAACCAUCAGGGUUACUCGAGCAACAAUCAUAACAACAUAGGCGCCUCCACCAGCAACCACCUCCGAAACGCCACCCCGGCCACUCCCGCACAGCCCUCCGAACCCCUAAUUCGAUCCCCCGUUUCUUCACGUCCUGUUCCGCUUUGCCACCCGACUCCUGACCUUCAGUCGCUACAGGGCGCUUACGUGGGGAAUGUUGAGCGGCUGGAAAAAUCUGCAGAGACCCUGAGCACCUCUUCGGAUAUCGGGGAAGAAUUACGCAAAUUGAAGCAAGAACAGAAGCGGCUCUCAGUUGCAAGCUGUAGCGCUGUUGAUCACCAUCCUUUCGGCCGGGGCUCCCCUGUUCGCAAAUUUUCCACCUCGUCGCUAUCGAACUCGAUCAUUGGCGUCAAUACCACGGCAAGGUCGAACGGAUACCCCCCAGGAGAUUGCGUCGCGUCACCAAAGAGCUCAGUCAUGUCUGCUUCUCGCUCGCAAGUUGGUGCUGCCGCGUCCCGCGCUCGAUCCGCCUCAGUUGCUUCACGACUAGCUCAGGUCCUCGAACCCGAGAACGAGGACCAAACGACCCAAUCCCACCAACCCCCCGCAGAUGCCGCUCCAUACCUGCAGCCUUUAGAGAUUCCUGAACAUGAUUUCAUGGAUAAUCAACGUCAAGACGACAACCCCCACCACCACGAACAACAACAACCACCCCGUGACCCUGACCAGCCUCAACCUACGUACGAUGAAACCGUCCCCGAAGAACGUUCCACGACGGCAAGUUCAACAGAUACCUACAGGCAAUCUAAAGCUCUAUUCAAAGACUUCGAUGGAGUUCAUUUCACGCCGUUCCCAAGAGAACGAGUCUCAGGCCGCCGUGCUUCGUUAUCAAAACCCCCUCUAGCUAGAGAAUCACCAUCAUUCAGCAAUCCACCACCAGGCCAAAAGUUGGUAUUCUACCCUGCCCCUGUUCCAAUGAUGCUGAACCUUCCCCCACGACGAUCGAAAAGAGCGCCUGAGCCACAGCACGAAAAACGCCGUACGCAGCUUAUCAAUUCCCUCCCAGUGGAUGCGAGGAAGUCAGCGGCGUGGUUACCACAGCUAGACCCGGAGUAUGAUGGCAAAGAUUCUACAGAGACACGGAAUAACAAGAGAGUAUCUGAAAUACCGCCACAGCUACGCGCAUCUGCUUAUUUUGAGCCGCCCCCAGCCCAGAUAGACAUUGAAAUCAAGCAGAAUUCGGCCGUUGCUACCCUUGAUAGCAUUCUUGAUGCGUCCGCACAGGCGCCCGUUAGUGCGUUUACAGAUCACCCCAUCGUAGGUCAUGUUGGCGCUGAGGUGUACGGAAAGCCCAAGGCGAAGAGAAAGCUGCAGCCUCUAGCGGGUAAGCAGGGCAAGCAUGCUCUCCGCAAAUCUGUAGGCGCUCGGGAUAGCGUAAUGCCGUCCCGAACUGGCAUCCGUCCCGCUGAGCAGGAAGGAGGUAACGAGACCGAAGGACAUGCUGCUGAGGGCAGCGAUGAGGUGACUCCGUUCCACGAAUCGUAUGAAGGUGAUCAAGGUCCCUCGGGCACGAAUCUUCACAAUGAUAUGGAGCGACGGGAUAACGAUGAACGGAAUGAGAGCCGACUUAAGAAAGACGAAAAUUCUAGAGGGGACGAUAGCGAGGACGGCGAAGAGGAAGAGGAUGAAGAAGAUGAGGAGGAGGAAACUUACGUUGGAGCCCCAACAACCCUCCUUGCCGAACUCCAGAUACGCAAACAAGAACAAAAACAACGAAACCGCACCGCAGCCACCGCCUUCCCCAACGGCAUGCACUCAACUUUGCUUGAACUCGACGCGGUCGCCCAACACCAACGCGAAACGCGAAACCAAAAGCACAUCACCCUCGCGUGGGAGGAUCCAGGUAUUGCAGAACGGAAUGAACCGGACAACGAAAAUGUGCCCCUCGCCGUCCUGUUUCCUAAAAACCUUCAGAGCGAUGAAAACAGACCAAUGGGCCUGAUGGAGAAGCUAGAGCUGGAAGAAAACGAACCACUCAGCCGUCGUCGGGCGCGGAUCCGUGGCGGACCUAUUGUUGGCGGAGCCCCGAUGCAACGAGCAAGCCCUGUUUUCUUACCCGAUGAUCACAUCAAUGGCAACGGCCACACGAACAACAACAACGAAGAAGAAAAUGAUGACGAGGAGGAAGGGGAGACGCUUGCUCAACGCGCCCGACGGUUGAAAGCCGAGGAAGCUAAUAUACGGCUAUCGAGAGAUUUCACGAGUGAGCUUCUGACCAAAUUUGGCGCCACGUCGAUUGAUGAGCCACGCUCGUCAACUGAACAGCAGGCUAAGGAUUCCCAGCAGCAGUCGCCGUCUACCGUCCCGGACUCCGUGGAACCGCCGGUGGAAGAGACGCUUGGUCAACGGCGGAGGCGUUUGCAGGCUGAGAAGGCGCAGGCGCAGGCGGCGGCGGUGGGGGAGGAUGAAGUGAAAAAUAACUUCACGGCUACGCCCAUCGGCAAGCCGCGACAUAACAUGGCGACUGUCCUGCAGGCGCACCCGGCGCGCAAUGGCGGGAAUAAUCCCUAUCUCAACAAUGGAGCUGCAGCGGGGAAUACAAUGCGGCACUCGCACCAACCUCUCCUCUCCGCGCAGCAGCAGCAGCAGAUACCCAAUCGCAUGUCAAUGAUGCAACAGCAAGGAUACGGUGGCAAUAGUGCCAAAUACGUCAUGAACCUAUCCUCACAUGCGCAUGCGCAUGCAGGGCAUGGGUCAAUGGGAUAUGGGCCCGGCAUGGGCACGGGUAUGAGUGUGGGAAAUGGCGCGCAGUACCCACCCACGAUGGGUAUGAAUAGCAGCACAGGUUUAGUGUAUGGGAAUGGACAUGGACAUGGACAUGGACAUGGAUAUGGAUAUGGAUAUGGAUACCCGGACGCCGUUGCUGGUGGUGGUGCUCCUGCUGCUGGUGGACAGCCUCAUGGACCCAUUAUUGACCCCGGCCAGCGCGAUCUUAUCGACCGGUGGAGGCAGAGUGUGCGGUAUUAGAUGGGGAAUAGAGAAGGUAGAAGAUAUACGUUGUAUUCUUUUUUUUCCCCCUUCCCUUACUUUGGUCCGUACUUUGUUUCUUUUGUCGUCGUUGGUUCGGAUUUUCUUUUAAUUUUUUGUUCCUUCGGUUUUUCUGAAGGAGGCAUAGCGAGUUGUUUUUCUUCUCCAUAUCUCUCUAUUCCUUUUAAUUAUCUUUUGCUUUUCUUCUGAUCAUAUAACCGGACGCAAGCCAUCUAUCACCUAUAAUUCUUCAUCACUUGACGGAGCGGGGGCGUGCGAGUUACAUACCAAUUUUUUCCCUGGUAUUUCUUCUCCAGAGGAAAGGAAACUGGCGAGAUCCCCCGCGGUCUCACGGAUGGGCAUCUUUUUACUCUGCGGUUUUCUAUUUUGAUGUCUUUUGUUUUUUUUU